Molecule: messenger RNA, 2704 nt
Organism: Stylophora pistillata
Lineage: Eukaryota; Metazoa; Cnidaria; Anthozoa; Scleractinia; Pocilloporidae
Product: tRNA wybutosine-synthesizing protein 4
Biological process (GO): tRNA methylation; wybutosine biosynthetic process
Molecular function (GO): tRNA methyltransferase activity; protein binding
Source: RefSeq, a predicted model, not a curated record
UGCGUGGCGAAGAUGGCGGAUGAACCUACACAUCUUUUUUAUUAUGAGAAGCUACAAUAAGAAGAAAUAGGAUGGAACAUUUCAAAGGCAAGAAAGAUAUUCAGGUUCAAGGAACAAACGACCGUGCUACUUUAAGCAAGUUCUCUACCGUGACACGUGGAUACUAUGAGGAUAAGUUUUUACAGUAUUUUGUCUCCAAGACUUCUAGAAGAGCUCCAAUUAUUCAUAGGUCAUAUUAUAUGAGGGCACAGGCAAUACAGUACAUGGUAAAGGGCUUUUUACAGAGCCUGAGGCUGAAAAGUGCACACAAACAGAUUGUUUCUUUGGGGGCUGGAUUUGACACACUUUUCUUCUCACUUUCUAGUGAAGGAUUUCUGAAAGACACAAAAUAUUUUGAGAUUGAUUUCCCAGAGGUUGCUAAACAGAAAGCUAGUUUAAUUCUUCAGCACAAAGAAUUAUUUCAAGGACUUGGAAAAACUUCAGCAGAAAAUAAACAGUGGCUUGGAGGAGGUAUUGACAGUGAAAAAUAUACGCUUCUGGGAUGUAACCUUAAGAAUCGCUCAUUGCUUGAGAAUCAUCUAUUGAAAUGUGGACUGGACACAUCACUUCCUACCCUAUUGUUGUCAGAAGUUGUGCUGACAUACAUGGAUCCACCAGAGAGGUAUUCUCAAGAGCUCUGUUCCACUGCCAUAAUUGGAUGGGCAGCAGAUUUCUUCAAAUCUGCCAUGUUUGUAAUGUUUGAGCAGGUAUCCCCUCAUGAUCCCUUUGGAAUAAAAAUGAUAGACCAUUUUAAAAACUCUAUCGGAGCUCCUUUGUUUGCCACAGAAGCUUUCCCAACCCGACAAAGUCAAAAAAAGCGGUUUAUGGAAGAGGGGUGGCCUUUAGUUCGAUGUCCAACACUGAAUUUCUUUUACUAUGAUACCUUGUCUGAAGAAGAAAAAAGUCGAUUGGAAAAUGUGGAGCCAUUUGACGAGUUUGAGGAAUGGCACCUGAUGUGUUCACACUAUAUAGUCCUCGCUGCUUUCAAGGGAAUCUGUGAGGAUAUUUGUGAGGAGCUGUUUUCGCAGCUGAAUGUAGGGACCUAUGAUCACUCAUCGCCUCUUAAAGAUGUUCAGUGCACAGUUCGAGUUAUGGAAGUUUUACCCUCGCGAGAUAAACUCAAAAGGCAAGGCCACACAGCCACGCCACUUAGUGACGGUACAGUUUUUCUUACUGGAGGAUUUGGUCUGGAAAAUGGAAAACACAUGCGGCUUGAUGGAGUUCAGUUACUGCGGACCGUGGAAGGUAGUUUUCACUGUGGAGACAUCUUACCGGACUCAGAAAGAACACUUGGUGGUCGAAUGUUCCACACUGCAACAAGAUUAAAAGAUGAUAAUAUUCUACUAUAUGGUGGGCGAAAAUCUCCAUCGAAUCCAUGUGAAGAAACAAUUCUAUUAUCACUGCACAACAAGCAUGAAACAAAGCCUUUACUUUGUACAGAAGAUGAUUUUACCUCCCGUGUGGAGUUUUCAGAAACAAGAUAUAAGCAAACUAUUUUCACUUGUCAAGGAGAUAUACCACAACUAAGGUGGCGACACACAGCAACACAUGUCACCCUUCCUGAUGGAAGUGAAAACGUGCUGAUAUUUGGUGGACGUUCUUCCUCGUGCCUUGCUCUUGGAGAGUGCUAUUUACUCAAUACAAAAUCAAAAACAUGGAAAAAGUUCGCCAUAAGAGGAGAUGCCGCUGCCCCGCGUCAUUCUCAUACUGCAUGCGUAUGGGACAAUCAUGUGGUACUGGCUGGAGGCCUGGACGCCGGUCUCCAAGCCUUGAGCAUUGUUCAAAUCAUGGAAAUUGAUGUAAAUUCUGUAAAGCUACGGACACUUUCUGUUGAUCCUCCUUUACCACCGAGAUACUCCCACACAGCUCAUGUUGUUGAUGACAAUCUCGUUCUUAUUGGCGGAGUGACUCCGAUUUCCUCCCAUCCCCCAGGGGUUAUUGUGUUGCAUCUGAAGAAUCUGACCUGGAAAUCUUAUACACUUCCGGCGUGUUUAACACCCUCAAUUCCUCUAAUGCUUCACAACCACUGCAGUGUCUGUUGGGAAGAUUCGCAAGGCAUUAUGGUUCUUGGGGGCGGAGGAAACUGUUUUUCAUUUGGGACUCAUUUUAAUGAUGGACCAGUGUUUCUUGACUUGUCUCCGCUAAGAGAAGCAGUAGCCUUUAAAUGUGCUUAGCAUUUUAUAUUCGUGGCCUUUAUCAGGCUGCUUUGCCGUGAGGAGCCGCAAGUAUAAGCAUCGUUCCCAUAACAGACAGCAAGAUCAACCAGGCUGGAUAUAACAUUUAUGACGGGGGAAUAAGGACUCCUUUAAAAUUACUAGAAAACGGUGUACUAGGUUAGAAUGCCCGUUGAUACUCUACGCUAGUCCGCACUGAUUAUCCGCUGUGAAAAGUAAAUUAAUACAGUGCUGGUAAUAGCCUGGUUUUACCCAGUUUUCUAGUUUCGCUCGGAAUCACAUCAUCAUAGACGGCGUUGAUGGGGAUGAGUUGGGAUGCGAGGGAAAAAGUCUCCCUAACUAGAUAGAUAGAUAGAUACUUUAUUAUAAGCACCUUGCAACCAUAGGCUGAAUUACGGAAUAUUUACAAAUACAGAUGAUAAAAGAAGGAGAAUUAUCUACAUUUUAUAAAUAUAGCUAAAAAUAAAAAUGUUUUUCAAGCGCUCGGUUUU